Pipistrellus kuhlii (Kuhl's pipistrelle) is the source of this 2116-nucleotide messenger RNA. RefSeq names its product armadillo repeat containing 7 (gene ARMC7). The coding region runs from base 451 to 1284 and encodes 277 amino acids. Gene Ontology annotation, molecular function: protein binding. NCBI's taxonomy places the organism in Eukaryota, Metazoa, Chordata, Mammalia, Chiroptera, Vespertilionidae. The record is from RefSeq and is a predicted model, not a curated record. The transcript has 4 exons.
AGCCCUUCCCGGGCCCUGGCGGGGAGCCGGGAUGUCUACUCCGCACGCGCGCCCAGCUCCACGACGGCCCCGCCCCUGGUCCUCCUGGGCCCGCCCCCGCCCCGCCCCUGGGGCGGAGCUAAGCGCGGCUUCCGCCGGAAGUCCGGGAUCCUACGGGAAGCCGUACCCUGCCGCUCGGGGCAGGGUGGUGCUGCUCCCUCCUCCCGUGCCCUGUCGCUUCCGUGUCCCCCGCGCCCCAGUUUAGAUGUUCACGCCCCACUCUACACAGCCCUGGUGUCACCCCGCACCCCAGUUCCUGCUGCACAUCCCUGCACAGCCUGACGCUGGGAAAGGAGCCCGGGGCCCGCCCGGGCCCGCCCUGGCCCAGGGAGGCCCAGGGGUGUUCCCGCCCGCCUUUCCGGCCCCAUCACUCUCCUGCCUGCCCCCCGUGCGCCCCCCGCCACCCCGGCCAUGGCCCAGAAGCCGAAGGUAGACCCCCACGUCGGGCGGCUGGGCUACCUGCAGGCGCUGGUCACGGAAUUCCAGGAGACGGAGAGCCAAGACGCCAAGGAGCAAGUCCUGGCCAACCUCGCCAACUUCGCCUACGACCCCAGCAACUACCCGUAUCUGCGGCAGCUGCAGGUCCUGGACUUAUUCCUCGACUCGCUGUCGGAGGAGAAUGAGACCCUGGUGGAGUUUGCUAUCGGGUUUAUAGGAAUCUCCCUCCAUUCCUGUCUCUUCCACAGUCCUCCCCUCACAGAGAACCAGCAAAUGAGGCCUCUGCAACCUGUGCGCGGACCGGGCCAACAAGGAGCACAUCCUGCAGGCGGGGGGCGGCCCGCUCAUCAUCAACUGCCUGUCCAGCCCCAACGAGGAGACGGUGCUGUCCGCCGUCACCACCAUCAUGUACCUGAGCGCGCCGGGCCCCGGCCGCCACCCCGAGCUGAGCUCCGCGCCCGUGGUGCAGUGCAUGCUGCGCUUCUCCCUCUCCGCCAACGCCAGGCUCCGCAACCUGGCCCAGGUCUUCCUGGAGGACUUCUGCUCCCCGAGCCAGGUGGCCGAGGCCCGCCGAUGGCCGGCCCACUCCGCCCUGGGCAUCCCCCUGCCCCGGACCGAGGCCCCGCAGCAGCCCUGACCCACCCACCCCCCCCCGGAGACCGGCCCGGGGGCCUGGCGGGGCUGGGAGCGGGACAGCGUGGCUCCCCUGCGCGUUUCCCCCCAGCUGGUGCCCUGGCAGCCAUUUCUAAGGCGAGUUCCUCAGCCUGGCGAGCCUGGCACAGGAGCAGGCGCUGGGAGAGGAGCUGAGGAAGGCAGGCCGAGAUGUGGAGAAGGAAGCCAAAGGCGCUGUCCUCAGCCAGGGGCCUGCCGCUGCCCACCCCCUGCCAGGCUCCCUCCUGGAAGGCGCCCCCCUGGGCCCGGGGUCCAGGGCUCUUGCAGACGGUGGUUCUCCCAAGAGCAGCUGGGCCCGGGCCUGGGGAAACUGCCUGCACCUGAGGAGGGAGCCGGGCCCUCACAGAGGGUCUGGAGUCAUUCUGAGGAACAGGAAUGAGGAGCCUUGUUAAAACCGGAGCUGGGCGUGGGGCAGAGUGAAUGCUGGCCCAGAAGUAACCGUGUGUCCACACAGGCCUGUGUGCCGGGCUCCAUGGGAGGGCUUCCAGGAUGAAGACGGCCCUGCCCUUAUUAACGUGACCAUCAGGCAUCCAGGCCCAGGCCCUGAGCGUGAUGACAUCGGAAUACAGGCACAAACCCUUGUACUGCGUCUUAUUUCACACACACACACACCCGUGGUUCUUGUCCCUGGAAAUGCAUCUCAGGAGGCCUUGGGGAUGCAGGCAGAGGUGCUCAGGGUGACAGAAGACCAGACACUGACCUAACGUGUGUGGCCCGUAGUCCAGUGCAUGCUGGCCAGCACAGGGGAGGCUGUGGGCACCCAUGGAAGGCUGGGGUUCAGGAGCAGUGGGGAGUCCUGGUCAUCUGUACUCCCUUAGUGACCAAGGGAAGGCAGCUGGAGAGGAAUGGCAUUGGGGGGGGGGGGGGCAGGUCCUGGGCCUCUGGAAAGGGGGGGCUCUAUCAGCCUCGUCCAACUGCAGCCCCCGGCGCCUGCGCUCCCCUUUCCCAAAUAAAGAGCCUGAACAGA